GUCUUAUCCUCCUCUCACGGAAACAAAAGCUGCUCCUUUCGUAUUACAUGGAAGCUUUCAAUUGCUUCGUUCGCUUCAAGGAACCCCCAAAUCUCUUCUUCUCUCGCGAUGACAUCGUCUCCGCGUCCAAUAAUGCUGGGGUUUCCAAGCCCACAUCGAUCCGUGCUGCGAACUCUGUCAGCUCUGUCGGAAAGAGCACUAGGGUUUCGAAGACCUUCCAGGGGAAACCGAAGUUCGCCGCGAUUUCAAUUAGCCCCAGGAAGAGUAGGAUCGGAGCUGGUCUUGCUGCUGAUGCCGAGAGGGUUAGGAUUCGCGAGGAGCUCCGGAGGGAAACGGAGGAGACCUUGGAGUGGGGCUCCGUCUGCUCCCAAGUCUCCGCCUUCGUUUCCACGAGCGUGGGCCGCGCCCUUUGCCGGAGCGGAAAUCUGCCGGUUGGUCGAGAUCGGGAGGAGAGCGAGAAGCUACUGGACCAGACGGCGGCGGCUGUGCUGCUUCCGCGGCCACUAGACUUCUCUGGGAUCGAUGAUGUGUCGGAGAUUGUCAGAGCGGCAGUUGCAGGCGAGCUUCUUGUGAUCCGGGAGCUCUGUGCCAUUGAACGGAGUCUUCAAUCGGCAAGAAGGGUUUUUGAGCAAUUGGAGCAGAUCUCGGCCGAUGAGUCUUCUGAUAGGUACACUUCUCUUCUGGAGAUUCUGCAAGAUUGUGAUUUUCUGGUAGAAUUAGCAAACCAAAUAGCAUUUUGCAUCGAUGGUAAACUUUCCAUAGUUCUGGAUCAAGCUAGCAUGAAAUUGGAAUCCAUUAGGAUGGAGAGGAGGAAGAACAUGGAGAAACUCGAGUCCUUUUUGAAGGAAGUGUCCAUGAAGGUUUUCCAGUCUGGGGGCAUUGAUAGUCCUCUGGUUACAAAGCGACGGUCUAGAAUGUGUGUUGGCAUUAAGGCUUCACACAAGUCUCUGCUCCCGGAAGGUAUUGUUCUUAGUUCUAGUAGCUCUGGAGCAACAUACUUUAUUGAGCCAAGAGAUGCUAUUGAACUCAACAACAUGGAAGUCAGACUUUUCAAUGAUGAGAAAGCUGAGGAACUUGCUAUUCUGGGUGUAUUAACUUCAGAAAUCGCACAUGCGGAGACAAAAAUUAGGUAUCUAAUGGAAAAGAUUUUAGAAUUGGAUCUUGCUGUUGCCAGAGGAGCAUAUGCCUUGUGGAAUGGUGGUGUUCGUCCAUACCUCAUCCAGGACUAUGAAAGGUUCAAAUCAAUUAUAACUGGAGAUACAUUGUCAGUAGAUAUAGAAAGCAUUCAGCACCCUUUGCUCCUUGAACCUUCCCUUAGACACUUGCCUUCUGUCUCAGAAAAAGGAGUUGGAAGUUCGAUAUUGUUUGAUAGGAGGAAUCUGUCGAUAGACUCUGAAGAAUUUCUUGAAGUAGAACCCCCUGUUCCUGUCGACUUUAAGAUAGAAAAUUCUACUAAAGUGGUUGUGAUAUCUGGACCUAAUACUGGAGGUAAAACAGCUACUAUGAAAACUUUGGGCUUGGCAUCUAUUAUGUCAAAGGCUGGAAUGUUUUUAUCAGCUAGGGAUCAGCCAAAACUGCCAUGGUUUGACCAAAUUCUUGCAGAUAUUGGUGAUCACCAGUCGUUGGAGCAUAACCUGUCUACUUUUAGUGGGCACAUAUCGCGUAUCUGCAAAAUCACAGAGGUUGCUUCGGAAAAUUCACUCGUCCUGAUAGAUGAGAUUGGUAGUGGUACUGAUCCAUCAGAAGGUGUGGCUCUCUCAACCAGCAUUCUCCGGUACCUUGCCGAUCAUGCCAACUUAGCUGUUGUUACUACCCAUUAUGCCGACUUGAGCCGCCUGAAAUCUGGUGAUUCUCGGUUUGAGAAUGCUGCAAUGGAGUUUUGUUUGGAGACUUUGCAACCCACAUUUCGUAUUCUAUGGGGAAGUACUGGUAACUCAAAUGCCUUGAGUAUUGCUAAGUCGAUUGGCUUUGAUCAGAAGAUGUUAGAUCGUGCAGAAGAAUGGGUUAAGAAAUUAGAGCCUGACAGAGAAAGGGAAAGACAAGGUUCACUUUAUCAGUCUUUGCUAGAGGAAAGAAACCUGUUACAGGCUCAAGCAAAUGAAGCUGCAUUGGUACUUGAAGAAGUGAAGAAGUUGCAUUCUGAGAUACAAUCUGAGGCUGAAGAUAUUGAUAAGCGAGUGGCAGCCCUUAAGGCGAAGGAGUCUCAUUUGGUACAACAGGAGCUAAAGAUUGUGAAGUCUAAGAUGGAUUCCAUAAUCCAGGACUUUGAGAGUCGAAUUCAAAGUGCAACUCUUGAUCAAUUUAGUUCAAUAAUGAGAGAAUCUGAGAUAGCCAUCGCUUCCAUUGUUGCAGCGAAUUCCCCAAAAGAUGAUAUGUCAUAUGUGAACACAGAAAGCGGCAGUUCUUAUCUACCACAAAUUGGAGAUCAAGUAUAUGUUACAGGGUUAGGAGACAAGGUUGCUACUGUGGUCGCAGCACCAGCAGAAGACGGCACUACCACUGUCCAGUACGGAAAAAUAAAGGUGCGCGUGAAAAGAAAUGACAUGAGAUUGGUCCAAAGUAGCUCGGGCAGGCAUAAUUCUGCUUUGCGACCAAGAGGGCAGAUAAGAAGGUGGAACAGAGGACCUGCAAUGGAGGCAAACAAGGAUGAGGAGGCUGCCUUCGGGCCAGCUGUGAGGACGUCGAAGAACACAGUCGAUUUGCGGGGCAAGCGGGUCGAAGAAGCUUCCCAUCGUCUUCAGAUGGCCAUCUUGGGUUGCAAAUCGCGUGGGGUUCUCUUCAUCGUCCACGGAACGGGGACCGGAGCUGUGAAGGAGUGUGUCCUUGAGGUACUAAGGAAUCACCCUCGAGUGGCCAAGUUCGAAGAAGAAAGCCCGAUGAACUAUGGAUGCACAGUUGCUUACAUCAAAUAAGGUUGUGUUCUUCUGCUGCCAGCCAACAGAAUCAAAUCUUCCUCCCGGUAAACCUUGUUUUGUCUCUGAUCCAUAUAUGGCUAAAAAUUCAAAAAUAUCCUUUUAAAUAUUUUCUAAAAAAAGGUAAAUCGCAUGUAUAUAUCUCACCAUAUAAGUAAUUUCAUACUUAUUACUCUCUGUUUACGUUUGCCAUAUAUGUGCUUACCAAAUCUAGAAACUUUAAUAUAUGCCUUAUGGUUAAUUAAUUCAUUUAAAAUUCAUUUAAAAUUUUAUUAUGAUUAUAAGAAUACUAGAAGUACUUUAGGUAUUUAAAUUUCUUGUAACUCAAAUUAGUUAAUGCUAAUUAGAUUUUUUUAAUUAAUUUUUUUAUUAUAUCAAAUCAAAUGAUGCUCACAUGUGAACUCGAAUAUUUAUGCACAAAAUUUAAAUUUGUAUUAUUGGUUCGUAUCGAUGUAUCGAUCGGUCAUCGAUAUGAUACGUACUGAAUCGUACUGAGUAUAUCGACACACGGUACAAUGAGGUGUCUUAAUAUAUCGCAUGUAUUGGUCUCUUGUUGGAUUGGUAUAUAUUGUUCAAAUCGAGCGGUACGUCUCGAUACGAUGAAUCUCUAUUUACUUAAAUAAUUAUAUGGUUUAAGUGGAAAUUUGUAUGGGUUUUGAAAUAACCUCAUAGAAAACCUUACGCGCCACUCCGGUUCCGGUAAGGCCCGACUGCCGAUCCUGCAGAGAUCUGACGGUCCAUCGAAGCUGCACGAACGUUAUAGUUCCCGGUGGACACCGAAAACGCCCGCGGAAAAGACGCUCCGUUGAACAGGGGCGAAACAAAACCAAAACAGAAUCCGUUUGGUUGCGGCCUUCAUUCCUCUUAUCGAGAUUGAGAUCGUGGUUGCUUCUGUGUGUUGGCGGUGAUCGAGGAGGAAGGAGAUGGCGGAUCUCGAGAAGCAGCUGAAGGAUCGGGCGAAGGAGCUAAAGAUCCUGUUCAGGAAGGGGAUGAAGGUGGUCGGAUCUGCCUGCAAGAAGGGAUGGUACAAGGUCCGCAAGCUCAGGGGAUGAUCGAUUCCUCUUCCGGGUUUGUUCGGCUUCGCUUCUCUUGAUUCCGUUCAUGUAGAUCCAGCACGUUCACGGAUGCUUUUUAAUUUUCCGUCUUAGCCUGCUUAGAAGUUAGAUCUGAAUACGUUGUUGCGUGUC
Musa acuminata AAA Group (dessert banana) is the source of this 4099-nucleotide messenger RNA. RefSeq lists its product as uncharacterized. Gene Ontology annotation, molecular function: mismatched DNA binding; ATP binding. NCBI's taxonomy places the organism in Eukaryota, Viridiplantae, Streptophyta, Magnoliopsida, Zingiberales, Musaceae. Gene Ontology annotation, biological process: mismatch repair. The transcript is spliced from 5 exons. The record is from RefSeq and is a predicted model, not a curated record. The coding region runs from base 48 to 2912 and encodes 954 amino acids.